AUGGGGUCAUCCCAAGGAUCCACGCUGACGAAGUCACCCAGUGCUACGGCGGCGGCGGCGAAUAUGGAUGUGCAUUUGGUGGAUCUGCUUCCGAUCUUUGUCAGAGAGCUCAUUGCUGGGGGAGCGGCAGGUGCGUGUUCAAAGACGGCUGUUGCUCCCUUGGAACGGGUUAAAAUACUCCUACAGGUUGGUGGGCAAUUCAUCGACAUAUUUAGUAAUGUCGUUCUCCUUCCGGGAUAUUAUGUACUGAGGAUUGGGGUUUGAUUCUCAUGCGGUAAACAUGAUGAACCUAUUUUCUGCUAUGGUGAUUUAUCUCUACUCCAAUCUUAACAUCUAAUCGUAAACUUGAUUUGUCCUUUGGGAGCUUCUUUUGGAAAACUAUUGCUCUCCAUGUGAUAAUCGUAUUUUCCUAGAAUGCCAGUCCAUUUUCCUUGGCUGUCACCAUCAAUUUCUUAUGCUACGUUAAGUAUUUUCGCGAAAUCUGUAAGAAAAUUCUGGCUAGAUCAGGAAAUGCUGCUCCUAGUAAUCAUGAGCUUGAAUUAUAUCCACUUUCCUCCUGCUCCUUUGAUCUCUUGCUUUCAACCGGAGUGUAUGCAUAUUAUAGAAUUAUUUUAUAUAUUUCUAUGCAUAUUCUUAUGAGGAAUGCCAAUUGGCAUUUGACGUUGCAUGAAACUUAUUUGCAUAUGCAGUUUCCUUGUAAGGUAGUAUAUAGAAAAAAUUUUCUUAACAUAGAUUACUCGGAGCAUUGCCUUUUCUUGAAUGGAAGAUUGAUUGCUCACCAAAAAAUCCCCAUUCUGCCAAAAAAAUCCAACGCUCAUUUAUUUUGUUACUAGUAUUAAAGGGAGGGGCUUUUCAUAAUUUCAACAUUUGCUCAGGUUUAAGUGUAGUUGAAUUAAACCAAUGUGAGUUAGAGAGUAUUAGCAAGUUUAUAGUAUUACCAUGUAAUAGAUAUGCACGUAACAACGAAAUUGUAACAAAAUUUGUUAUGGUGUAAUGUAAGCAAAUACAUUUCUUUUGAGGAGAAUCCAGUACCUUUAUCACACCUCAUAAAUUUCUCCUACUCUUUUUUAUGGUGUGAUCUAUGGGGGUCUUGGAAAAGGUACAAAGAGAUAUUAUACAUGCUGUCUUAAUGGCGGAAUGGUGUAAGGGUCAUAAAAAUAUUGGAAGAUGCGAACGUUACUUGGACUGCCGAGUACUUAAAACUAAAGAAAUAUAUCCAGCUAAAUUUCAUUGAUUGUGAGAUUUAUUUAACAGCAACCCUGCUUUGAGCUUUGAUACAGAUUGGAGGAAGAUUCUGUGUUGGAGAAUAUAAUGUGUAAGUCUGUGUAAGAUGGAUACAUCAUUGUAAAGUAGAGGCUGUACAAUGCGGCUUCUUGUGGAUUAAAUAAUGUGUUCAAAUUAUAACUUAUAGAGUCGAUGCAUGUGGUGAAUUGAUCUGCUCAACGACUUCAUUAGUUUGUUCGUUGAUCGAUUGAAGACAGAGGCAUUCUGAUUAGAAUUAUAAACGAUUGCCUUCAUAACACAUUUACUGAGUGGCAUUCUAUGCCAGCUUUUUCAUUAUUAUUUGUGAACGGAUUUGAGAAUGCCAUUACUCAGUACAAAGCAUGACGUCAUCAUGUGCGAGUAUUUCUGGUGUAAUUUGAAUUAUCUUGUUGGUUAUAAUAUGAUGCAGCAGGCUGACAAUUACAGGUGAUGAAUUUGGACAGGAAAGGAUAAAUGUGGCAGUGUUCUGUCAUAUUCUUAUAUUGCCUUCACAUUUUAAUAGGUUUUUGUUGUUGACUAUUUCACAUUAUCAUGCAAUCAACGUUUUUGUUGUGUGAUCAUUUCAAUCAAUUCAUUCUCUUCAUCAUCAUCUGUGUGUGUUGUAUGGUCUUUUUUUUUUUCCAUUUCCGGUAUUAGUUUUCAUUGACAUUAUUUUAUUUUAUUACUAGACAAGGACUCAAGUGUUUCGCUCUCUUAGCAUAGUCCAAUCCCUAAGGAAAAUAAGGGAACAUGAUGGCCUUGUGGGAUUCUACAAGUAAGUCUUGAAGUAUUGAUCACCACUAGUACCUUUAUGUUAAAUCUUGGCAUAUUUCGCUUGAUUUUUUGCUCUGAAUGGCAGAGGAAAUGGUGCAAGUGUGCUUCGUAUUGUCCCGUAUGCAGCAUUACACUUUAUGGCAUAUGAGCAGUACCGUUGCUGGAUCUUGGCCAAUUGUUCAUCCCUGGGUACAGGACCUUUUGUUGAUCUGUUAGCUGGUUCGGCAGCCGGAGGGACUGCUGUUUUGUGCACGUAUCCACUUGAUCUGGCCCGGACAAAACUUGCUUAUCAGGUCAGAUGCGCUAUAUCUUUUUUGAAUGUCAAUUUAUUUGUGUCUUCUUUGCUGGCUUGUUGUGUGAUUUUGUGUCUUUUUCGUUCUCACUGUGGUUUAUGAUUUGUUAUUGUUUCAUUGAUUUGAGUGUCAUAUAAAACUUUGAACAAUAUUUCUGACUGUUUGACAGAGAGGCUAUCUAAGUUCGUUUACUGAAAGUUAAAUUAUCGUCAUUGGCUGUGGCCGAUCUUAAUUUUGUCGCUCUAGGUACAUUGUAUAUCUGACAAGGUAACGUAAUGUUAAUACUUUUAACAUCUAAGUCUUCUCCCUCUUAAGAAAAAGAAAUCAGUCCUAAGGUUCCUUCAGCGUACGUUUCACCUCUUUUUUUAUUGAUUUUCGUUUCUCUUUUCUAGUUUUUGCUUCUUUUUCAUGGAAUGAUUUGUGCUUUACUGGAAGGGUUGUGAUCAGCAGGGUUUAACCAGAUGAUGAGGCUGAUUUUUCCAUCUUGAUUUAUUCAUUUAUUUAUUUUUGGUUGUGAUGAGAUUAGACCAUUUUCGAGACAGUCUGAUGGGAUUGGCCGCCCUGAGUGCGAAGAAAAGAUAUACUGCUAGACUCAGUCUCCCGGAAUAACUGGCAACAAAGUUAUAAACUGGAUAAAUUGAAAUGAAAAGGAGACGUUUCCAAUUCCUCGAAAUCCUGGUUCAAUGUGCCCUCUUCGUUGGGUUGCUGCUCUAAAAAACCAAGUUAAACGGGCGGAAGAAACCAUCUCCAAGAAUAAAAUUCUAAUUUGAAACCAGUAAGUGCGGUGUAGUGAUUCUGAAUCACCCGCACCUCCCAAGGUGACCAUCGAGAAUUCUCAUUAGCCUUAGUUAAUUGAAACUCUUGUGCUGAGGUACGUUUUUCCUACUUGAAGGAAUCCUUUGGGAUCCGUAGCAGUGAUUCUUGAAGGCUGUUGAGCGUGCCCUUUAGAUUUUUUUUCAGUCUUUGCAUUCUUCAUCCAUUACUAAUGUUCUAGUGUCAAAUUGCAUCAAUUAAUCUAUGAUUCCUGUUAGUAAUCUAAUCACACAUUUCAUAUAGUGCAAUUAGGACCAGCUAAAAUCCACUUUAUCAUGCAGUGAUGGCUGAUGCUUUUCAUGGUGGCAUAUGAGAUAUAGAUGAAGUUUUGCCAAUGAUCAAAGCUUACUUCACAUCUUGCCAUCAGUUGCAAUGUGUUGCCACAUUUGGACUAAAAGUUUGACCGAUGGGUUGCAUGGUCAAUAUACUCUUUCUUGUCAAAUCUAGGUGAGAGAGGUGGGAUCCAAGUCUCCCAUUGUCACAAGCAGAUUGAGCGGGGGACAAUCGUACAACGGAAUAAGAGAUGUUUUUAAGUCUGUGUACAUGGAAGGAGGCAUACGUUCUCUCUAUCGUGGGAUUGGUACAGAUCUCACCUCUUCUUCUCCCUUAUCCUUACCGUUCCAUGGUUGACUAAGUGCCCGAUUGCUAUCAUCCGCUAUGCGGCGGUUCAUCUGCAUCAACGCUGACUUCAACCCUGUCGCCUCAUUUAGGUCCAACUCUCAUCGGUAUCCUCCCAUAUGCCGGUCUGAAAUUCUACAUAUACGAGGAGCUCAAGGCUCAGGUUCCCGAGGAGCACCACGAUUCUGUGAUUCUGCGUCUAUCUUGCGGGGCCUUGGCUGGCCUCUUUGGGCAGACGUUGACCUACCCGUUGGAUGUGGUUCGGAGACAGAUGCAGGUAAUUCGCCAUCUUCAGAUGUUGACCUACCCAUAUUCUGAUCCCGUGCAUGCUCGUUGACUCCGCGGAAAAACUCCAGGUGCAGAGCCAUCGGAAAGUGUCGGCCCCCGAGAAUGAUCCCAGGAUCAGGAGCACAAUGCAGGGGCUCGCCACCAUCAUCCGGAGUCAAGGGUUUAGGCAACUAUUUGCUGGGCUAAGCCUGAACUAUCUGAAGGUACGUGAUUUCCGAAACCAGCAAGAUAAAUCGAAAAAUUUGCCUGCCCACGUUGGCAAAUACCAGCAAGAUCGAGUUGACCUGUUUAUACACGAAUGAUGAGCUCUGCUGACUGAUCUCCCUGGUUAUUCGUCAACGCAGGUGGUGCCCUCCGCCGCCAUCGGGUUCACUGCCUACGACAAGAUGAAGGCCCUCCUGCGGGUGCCCCCCAGGGAAAGGCCCCCCCGCUCCACGUCCCCGGUGAAUUGA
Molecule: messenger RNA, 4480 nt
Organism: Spirodela intermedia
Lineage: Eukaryota; Viridiplantae; Streptophyta; Magnoliopsida; Alismatales; Araceae
Source: the annotation of a GenBank genome assembly